AUGGCUGCUCUGAGCAGUCUCGGCCGCCUUCGGAGAGACGAACCGGGUGGCAGGACGGGCUUCAUCGGGACAGCCCUAGCCCAGCUGCUAAGAGCCCGGGGCCACGAAGUGACGCUGGUCUCCCGACAGCGGGGUCCCGGCCGGAUCACCUGGGACGCGCUCGCCCAGUCCGAGCUGCCCAGCUGCGACGCCGUGGUCAACCUGGCCGGAGCGAACAUCCUCAACCCUCUCCGAAGGUGGAAUGAAGCCUUCCAGGAAGAGGUUGUCAGCAGCCGCCUGGAGACCACGAAGAUACUGGCUAAAGCCAUCAGCGAGGCCCCACAACGCCCCCAGGCCUGGGUCUUAGUCACAGCUUACUACCAGCCCAGCCAGACUGCAGAGUAUGAUGAAGACAGCCCAGGAGGGGAUUUUGACUUUUUCUCCAAGCUCGUAGCCAAGUGGGAAGCUGCAGCCAGGCUUCCUGGACACUCUACACGCCAGGUGGUGGUGCGCUCUGGAGUUGUGCUGGGCCGUGGUGGUGGUGCCAUUGGCCACAUGCUGCUGCCCUUCCGCCUGGGCCUGGGGGGCCCCAUCGGCUCAGGCCAUCAGUUCUUCCCUUGGAUACACAUUGGGGACCUGACAGGAAUCGUGGCCUAUGCCCUGGAAGCAGACCACGUGCAGGGAGUCCUGAAUGGAGUAGCCCCAGCCUCUACCACUACCAAUGCGGAGUUUGCCCAGGCCUUGGGCACUGCCCUUGGCCGCCCGGCCUUCAUCCCUCUGCCCAGUAUUGUGGUGCAAGCUAUCUUUGGGCGAGAACGUGCCAUUAUGCUACUGGAGGGCCAGAAGGUGGUCCCGCGGCGGACACUGGCUGCUGGCUACCAGUAUUCCUUCCCAGAGCUCGGGGCUGCCUUGAAGGAAGUCGUAGCCUAAGUGGGAGGCUCAUGGCAGGGGCUGAAGGGCCUGUCCCCGAGCAAAGGCUUCCUGGCCACAUAAUCCACCUGGGCUCAGUAUGCUACAGGCCCAGUACUCCU
Lepus europaeus (European hare) is the source of this 1010-nucleotide messenger RNA. Its product is annotated as epimerase family protein SDR39U1-like. Lineage: Eukaryota; Metazoa; Chordata; Mammalia; Lagomorpha; Leporidae. The record is from RefSeq and is a predicted model, not a curated record.